Messenger RNA from Penaeus vannamei (Pacific white shrimp), 1063 nucleotides. Its product is annotated as zinc finger CCCH domain-containing protein 4. Lineage: Eukaryota; Metazoa; Arthropoda; Malacostraca; Decapoda; Penaeidae. The record is from RefSeq and is a predicted model, not a curated record.
AGAAAGAGAACAUCCAAGCUUCUCUCUCCUUGCUCCUCUUCUCCUUAAGUUCCCAGUCACUUCAGCCUCAAGUCGCACUCCACCUGCAUCACUAUGAAGCUCGCAGCUCUCAGUCUUCUGGCUGUCCUCUUUGUUGGUGCUUCACUGGCAAAUGACAUCGAUGAGGACUGCAACAGCGAAGGCGGCUGUCUGGAGAGAGCUGAAGACAUGGACAGUCCACUCUCGCCGGCCGAGGAAGAGGGCGAAGGCAUGGAUAUCGAGAGCCCUCUAAACCUGCUCGACAGAAAGGGCAAGGGCAAAGGCAAGGGUAAAGACAAGGGAAAGGGUAAGGGAAAAGGCAAGGGGAAGGGCAAGGGCAAAGGCAAGGGUAAGGGUAAGGGAAAAGGCAAGGGCAAGGGCAAGGGAAAAGGCAAAGGCAAGGGUAAGGGCGACGGCAAGGGCAAGGACAAGGACGACGACGACUGCGACGACACCCCGAAGCAGUGCAGCAACAAGAACGGCAGGUGCAUGAGCCGCAGGCAGUCCUGCGCCGGCAACACGGACGACUCCGACUGCAGAGGCAACGACCAAACCUGCUGCAUGAAAUACCAGUGCAGCAACACCCCGAAGGAGUGCGAGAGAAACAACGGCAUCUGCAUCAACAGAAUGGACAACUGCGCUGGCAAGACGCAGAAUAAUCUCUGCGAGAACGAGCACUGCACUUGCUGCAAGAAGGACGAGUGCGGCAAGACGUCGUCCAAGUGCUCCAGCAAGAGAGGCAAAUGCAUCAACAUCAUGGACUACUGUGACGGGAAGACAGACAGCGAUCUCUGCGACGGCAACAACUGCACGUGCUGCUACGAUUCCAAAUAAGGCAUUGACUUGUCUUAUCUCAACCUCAUCCCUCUCUUCAGCCCCGACUGAGGCUCAAGUUUGAGGGAGAUCGCAACGCUUACCUACAGAUGAUCACAUGUGCAAUCUAUAAGGAUGUUCUUGCAAUACCUGUGAUCUGUGAGUCUCCACUUUCUGUAUUUAUGUCUGUUUCUGUCCGCACAGUUUUCUGAAUAAAGGAUAUGAAGCGAUA